This is a messenger RNA of Cydia splendana, 5594 nucleotides long. RefSeq names its product cell adhesion molecule Dscam2-like. Gene Ontology annotation, molecular function: protein binding. Gene Ontology annotation, biological process: cell-cell adhesion. The record is from RefSeq and is a predicted model, not a curated record. The coding region runs from base 202 to 5472 and encodes 1756 amino acids. NCBI's taxonomy places the organism in Eukaryota, Metazoa, Arthropoda, Insecta, Lepidoptera, Tortricidae. The transcript is spliced from 34 exons.
UGGGCGGGAACAGCCGCCCGCCGCCAGUCCGCGACCGUCCGCCGCGCCAGCACCGCGCGUGCCUGCCCGCCGGUUGGAGGGAAAACUUUCGACACACAUCGACUACGAGUAUGUUUUCAAAUUCGACAUGGAACUGUGCAGUGACGGACUGAUGGAUUAUGAUAGAAUGUCGUAAAUUGUGACAGAUUGUGUUGCGCAAGGAUGAAAGGAUUCGCAAUUCCAUGGAUUCUGGUGACUCUGGCAACGGUUCAAGCGACGAGCGACAAGCGUCCACAUUUCGUGGUCGAGCCGCCGUCGCGCAUCCUAUGGCCGGCCACUCGUGGCGCGCACGCCGCUUGCCGCGCCGCCGGACACCCUACGCCGGACGUCCAUUGGGUCACCGCUGAGGGACAACUGUUGACCACGUUACCGGGAUUAAGACACGUGCUGAGCGACGGUCGUUUGGUGCUCGGUGCACGGCGGUCGCUUGACGCCGGCAGCGGCGGCGCCAGCGCCAUGCUGCGGUGUCGAGCCGCUAACCGCGCCGGCGCGACGCUGUCCCGCACCGUGCUACUGCAACCAGUGGAGGACAAUGUGCUGGCCCACACCGCUCGGCAGCUGACUCCAGCCAAGGUUGGCGGCUCCGUGGUGCUGCGCUGCGAAGUGUCUCCUCAGCUUGGCCUCGUCGAGAUCUCCUGGCUCCAGGAUGGCUUGCCUCUCACCCCUGGGUACCUUGGACCUGACUCCCGUUGGAUAUCCGGGGCUGGGGUGCUACUUGGUCUCGAUUUAACGCAAGCAGAUUUACAAGCUGAAUAUUCUUGCGUCGCCCUGGACACUGCGAGCCCUUCGCUCAAAUUGACCACGGAUGAUAGCAGUUGGCUGGAGCACAUCGAACUGACCUCUAUAGAGACACGAGCCGGCGAGACAGCUAUCUUGCCUUGCAUUAUCAGGCACAUGAGUGGGCACACCAUUAGUUGGCAGCGGCAGGACGCGGGGGGCUCGUGGUCGGCGGUGGCAGGGGAGGGGAUGGUGCGGGGCGGCUCGUUGGUGCUGCCGAACGCGCGCGCUCAUCACGCCUCGCGGUACGCCUGCUUCCCUGGGACGGAUUUGGCUCCUAGGAUUCUGAUCCGGCUCGUCGUUUAUGAUCCCCUGAUUGUGACUGUAUCUCCUAACCCUUUGAUGUUAGGGACAGGCGGUAGCGGACACUUAAACUGUUCUGUAACUGGUGGACGGGGUGGUGGAGUUACUCUAAGUUGGCAACACGAAGCGAGACCUCUCCAUGCCCCUCAAUCUCGACUAACCCUUGGCCCAGUUCACUCUCAUCACGCAGGAUUAUACCAAUGUACUGCUCACGAUCAUUCCGAUUCUGCCGUGGCAGGAGCUGAACUAAUAAUUGCUGAUAGACCGCCAAGGUUGGUGUCUACAUUCAGCGAAGCGGUUACUAGAAUUGGUCAAAGCGUAGCAUUAAGAUGCGCGGCUACUGGUAUUCCUCCACCUCGAAUACUAUGGACAUUAGAUGAUAGACCCCUUCCAUCGGCCCCAGACAAAUAUAGUGUAAAUACAAGAGCCGAAAGUGUUUCUGGUGGUGAAGAAGGGAAUAUUGUAUCAACUCUGAGUGUGACCAUACGAACUGCCGAUGAAGGUGGCAGAUAUGGGUGUAACGCAACCAACUCCCGUGGUUCACAAGCUCAUCACGCAAGACUGAAUGUAUUUGGUCCUCCAAAUAUUAGAUAUUUAUCGUCCAUACAUGUUAAAGCUGAUACGGAUGUGGUUUUACAUUGUCCGUAUUCUGGUUAUCCAAUAAAAGAAGUGGUUUGGCGACGUGAAGAUGGUUCCAUAGUUGAAGUUGCUAUGGAUUCAAACGAUGAGAAAGGAAUGCUAAAACUGUCUUCUGUUCGAAGUAGCACGGCAGGAAGCUAUACUUGCGAAGUGCGUGCUGAAAGUGGGGAACUAGCCAGAAGAACUGUAAGGGUUGAGGUUCAUAAACCGCCUAAAAUUGCACCUUUUCAAUUUCCUGAAGAGCUAGAAGUUGGUGGUAGUACGCAAGCAACAUGUAGUUUAAUUUCUGGAGACAAACCUAUUCAAUUUACAUGGCACAAAGACAACUUACCCAUUCCUUCACUAUUAAAGGUGGAACAAAAGAACAUGGAUUUUUUUUCUAUAUUAAUUAUUCAGGAACUCACAUCGGCCCAUAGUGGAGAUUACACGUGUAAGGCUUCAAAUGAGUUUGGAGCUGUUAGUCACACUUCGUCCCUUAAUGUAAAAGAGUCGCCAAUGUGGGUGUGGCGAGCACAGAACACCUCAGUGUCAGCUGGAGCUUCUCUCUUAUUGCCUUGUUCUGCAAAAGGACAACCGGCGCCCAGAGUCUCGUGGGAAUACUCUUUGGAUGGUGAAAACUGGCGUCAUGUACUGUUCGGUCAGUCGGAGACUAACGACGCUGACGGAGGAUCCAUCCUGUCCGACGGGACCGUGUGGCUUAAGGCUGCCACUCCAGAUCACGAGGGCUGGUACCGGUGCGUGGCGCGCGCGCUGCACGCUUCUAUACACCACACUUUCUACUUGGACGUCAGAGAACCGCCAAAACUUAACAGAGGCGGCAGCGGCGGAGCAACUCGAUGGGUGGUCAGAGGUUCAACAGCGAGACUGCUGUGUGUUGUUAGCGGAGAACCCGAGAUACACGUGCAUUGGACGCAUGACUCCAGGCCUUUGGCAUUACACGGCGCCGGUGGCAUCGAAACCAGAGACACUGGUAAUGGAGGGAAGAUAUCAGAGAUAACAAUAACCCACGCCGGCCCCGAGCACGCAGGAGAAUAUCGCUGUCUUGCUAGGAACCUCUACGGCAAUGAUGAGUUGGUGUAUCGAUUGUAUGUUAAAGAACGUCCGAAUAUACCUGAAGAGGUUCGGAUAUCAGAAGUGUGGUCCCGAAGAGCGCGAGUGACCUGGAGGAUAGCCCGCGGAGCCCUUGUGUCACACUACUCGCUGCAGUACAGGGCGCUAAACCGAGACUUGACUGUGUCAUUGGAUACGCCCCUGACCGGGUUACUUGAAAACUGGGACUCGCCCGAAGUACUUAACCUGACUUUGGCAAAUUCAGACUUACUUCACGUCUCGUCGGAAGGGCCGGGGCGUGCCGGCGCGUCCGUUUCGGGGCUCUCGCCGGACACCCGAUACGCGCUCCGACUCGCCGCCUUCAACGACGUCGGCGCGUCCGCGUACACCUCCCCGCUGCACUUUACUACGAGAGAGGAAGCUCCCGGCGGCGCGCCACGAGAGAUCACCGUGCGGGCACUCCGGGCGAGGGAACUCCACAUCACUUGGCAGCCGCCACCUAGAGAAUCGUGGCAUGGCACGCUACUGGGCUACACGAUCCGCUGGUGGGUUUCCGAAGAAGGCAAAGGAACGUUGAAUGACAGCCCGGGUUCCGAAAGCGGCGCGAGCGCGGACGCAACUAGUACGACUCUGCGAGGACUGAAGGCCGCUACUCGUUAUGGGGUCACAGUGAGGGCCUAUAAUGCGGCAGGCACUGGGCCUGUAUCGCCACCGCACUAUCGACAUACGUUAGAAUCGCCUCCGACGGGAGGUCCUGAAGGGCUGAGCUGUAAAUCAAGUGGACCGACAUCGUUACGGGCAGCGUGGCGGCCGCCUGCAGUAGAUUCCAGAGGUGGCAUUAUUACCCACUACACACUGCAAUUCACAAGAUAUGAUUCUGAUCCUUUGCUGCCGACUCAAGACGCGUAUUUACGAGUUCAGGGUGAAGAAGCUACAAUAUCCCGAUUGACACCAUACGCCGAGUACGAGAUAAGGGUGCGUGCACACAACGCGGCGGGCGACGGACCCCUGUCAGCGCCGCAAGUGUGCAGGACAGACGAAGAUGUACCAAGUGCUCCUGGUGGCAUGAAGCUGAUAGCAUUGGCCGAGCGGUCACUAAGGGCAUCCUGGCUUCCACCCCCAGAGCCCAACGGAAGACUGACACAGUACAUACUGUACGUGAAGGAUUUGUCAGGAUCACAAGAGCCAAACGCCACGAGAGUGAACGCCUGCACCGAGGGCGAGGGUGUAUACACAGAAUGCAUGAGAACCCUCCGAGGUCUCCGCGCCGGUCGAACCUAUGAAGCAUGGGUCCGCGCUGCCACCAGCGCAGGCGAAGGACCGCCUUCCACCACCGUCGCCUGUCAGACCAGUGCCUUAGCUCCUGCCCGGAUUUCUUCCUUCGGCGAUGUAGCGGUUGGAGCUGCCGGCGGAUCCUUAUCACUAAAAUGCGUCGUUGGAGGAACCCCACCACCAAUUAAACGAUGGCUAAGAGGCGGCAGUCCUUUGCACCCACGAUCGCCGUUCCAUCUGGAUGGAGAUGCUCUUCUUAUUAGAGGCUUGGAACUAUCUCACGCCGAUAACUACACGUGCGUUGCCGAAAACCCUCACGGUUCUGACUCAGCUACGUGGAGAGUUGUAGUCCUACGGCCGCCGGCACCUCCAGCUCUAGCAUUGCUUGAAGCUCGAUCAAGGGAACUUGAGCUUGAUAUGCGACCAGCUCCAAGAGCUCCUGGGCAUGCCCUGCCUAAAUCUUAUUCUUUACACUGGCGGCUUGCUGCUCCUGAGGGAGAAUGGAGGAUAUUAGCUGCCAGCCCUGGUCCGGUGACGUUACCAAACCUUCGCUGUGGCUCAGCUUACAGGGCUUAUGGGUCCGCAGGCGGACCACCCGGUACAGAGAUAGCGGUUCGUACCACCGGAGGGCCACCGGUUGCACCUCCUGACUCGAGGUGGAUUAGAGUGAACUCCACACACGCACGAUUCGACACAAGCAGUUGGACGGACGGGGGAUGCGGGCCCGUGGCGUUGAAGUUGGAGUGGGCUGGAUCAGGCGUUGCUGGUGCGAGGGAUGUGCCUGUUGGAGGCGAAGUUAUUCUGGGCGGUUUGACGCCUGGAUCGAGGUACCGCGUGGCAGCUCGCGCGUCAAACGAAGCGGGCUGGACGCGGGAAGUAUACGAGUUCACCACGACUCCGGCCGAGGGCGGCUACGCGGAGGAGGUGGACGCGCCCUUCCCGGCCACGGCGGGAGAACUCGCUUUAUUAUUAGCUCUCUGUGCGGCCCUGUCGCUGGCUGCAUUGACCAUUUUAGCUAUUCUUUUGAGACGGAAAAGAAGUGACGGCGGCGUACCGCGAGUGACUGCGAGCGCCGAAAAGCCGACUUGCGGCACGUACCGAGCGCCCCCGCACCAAACGCCGAAAUUACCGCCUGACCCACCAGAUGUGUACGAGAUAAGUCCGUACGCAACGUUCGCGGGCCCCGCGGCGAGCGACUCGCGCGCAUACACGCUGCAGCUGCGAGCGCUGGCCCGCCACGAUGACGACGCCGCGCCGCCCGCGCGCCCUCCGUGCUGCGACGAAGAGACAUGCGUAGACGCGUGCGACGUGCAGCGACGGCGCCGACGCCGCCGCCAUUACUGCCCCGAUCAUGGUAAUUAUAAUGGUUGUUCACAAGAUUCUGGAAGUUGAGAAACGAAGCCAACAACUGCCAAAAGGUUUAGUUAAAUUAUAUCUAGUCAGUGUAAUUAGUUAAUUUGAUUAACAUAUUGAUAUGUAUACAAAAAUUUAUACAAUAAUAUUGUCUAUUUAUA